Amaranthus tricolor (Joseph's coat) is the source of this 1711-nucleotide messenger RNA. RefSeq names its product actin-related protein 2/3 complex subunit 2B. Gene Ontology annotation, biological process: actin filament polymerization; Arp2/3 complex-mediated actin nucleation. The coding region runs from base 39 to 1226 and encodes 395 amino acids. Lineage: Eukaryota; Viridiplantae; Streptophyta; Magnoliopsida; Caryophyllales; Amaranthaceae. Gene Ontology annotation, cellular component: Arp2/3 protein complex; actin cytoskeleton. Gene Ontology annotation, molecular function: structural constituent of cytoskeleton; actin filament binding. The transcript has 10 exons. The record is from RefSeq and is a predicted model, not a curated record.
CUCAAAUAAAAACAACUCACACUUGAACUUCAUCAAAGAUGGCUUGUUUUGGGUUGGAUACCCAUAAAAAUACUCGAUUUCGUAAUGUUUUUUUUGAACGCUCUUCUCCUGGUUUACUACAAAUUUUACUUCAACAAUUCCGAGGUCAAAAAGCAACAGAGAUAGAUCAUCAUUUAUAUGAAUUUGGGUCUGUGGAAUAUCAUGUCCAGUGUUGUACUUCAGAUCCGCAAAACCUGUAUAUAUCGACAUCGACCCCAAUACUAGCUUCCGGAUCAAUCUGCUCGUCCACUAUACAAAAGGUUAAAGAUAUAAGCCCUGAUGUUGUCGACAUACUUCACCAACCAAGACAAGGAUAUCAACUCACACUACAACUGAAUCUUGCUCGUAUUCCACCAGGCAAAGGCGGAGUCAAGAUACUAAAGAAGAUAGCUGCCAUAGAAUCUGUAAUAUUGAGCUCUCAACUUAAGGAAAUGCUCCGUAAUUUCAGUACAGAGAAUGCCUCUGAAUGUACAAGCAAACCAAUCAGGAUUGUAUAUCGCCCAGGAGAGCCUUUCUUUGUUCUCAGACAGCCACAAAAAGUCACCGUUGUAUUCCCUAUGCGAUUUAAGGAAACAUCAGAUGUCGUGAUUGCAACGUCCUUUUUCCAGGAGCUGAUGGACAUCGGAAACUCUGAAGCAUUUAGUAAAGCACCCCAAUUCACAUGGACACCUAUACCUCCUCCAGAGUUGAGAGGAUUACUUAUAGAAGACUUGAGCACCAAUGGAGGAUUUGUCUCUUUUGACAUCUUUUCGCGCCAUGUUGAUGACAAAAGACUCGAUGAUACAGUGUGGAAUCUACUCAAAUUUUACACCUAUGUUAAAUCUUAUAUAAAGAGCACCAAGAGCUUUAUUCAAAGAAAGAUGAGGAGUAAAGUGGAGGAUUUGGUCAAGGUCUUGCAUCAACCAGAACAAGAUGAUUAUGAUCAUGAACAGCAGGAUCAAGGAUGCGGGUGGAAGAUGAAGCAGGUCAGUUCCACAACACUCAGAAAACUCAAAAAACAAUACGGUGGCGUCAAGAGAAAGAUCAACAGAAUGAGAUACCGGAUUCGAGUGCAAGGAAUCAAUGAAAUGAACAAGAAGAUCAAGAGAAUCCACCAUCAGAUUAAGAUCCGCAACCUUGGCCUACAUCGCCAAUGGUUUUCUACCCCCAGAUUUCACUCUGCAAACGGAUACACAAGAUUAGAGUAGUUCUAGUUAAGAUGUUUUAAAAUAUUUUCUUGUCUAGAUCAGCUAUAGAUGCACGAAGACCAACAAGCAGGCAGCAGCUUUUCAAGAACGUAGGCCGACUGAUAACAAUUAACUGAAAGAAAAUGAAAGAGAACAGCUUCAGGUACAUUUAACUGAAGCCUUAUGUGCUAUUCAACUAAGGUGCAUAUAUUAACACACUUCUUCAAGAUGGAGAUAAAGGAAUUACUGCCCUACUAAUUAUUCUCUGGUUAUACUGUUCUAAGAUACGGAUUUGUGCAGAAAGAUCAGAAUACUAUCAGUUUACGCUCCUUGUUCUUAAAUUAGAUUCACAUUUUCUAAAGGAAAUAUUCAUAACUUGUAAGUUUUAAGUCAUAGGCUCAUAGCAUGCAAACAUCAGAAACUUGUAGCUUGCAUCAUCGUCUUUACAUGUACCAGUAGAUUGAAAAUGAAAAAAUCAGUCAUUAAAGAGACUGAUAGUGUCUGCA